AUGUCCGGCCUCGGCAGCUCGCACAACAGGGUGUCAACCUCGGCAUUUAAUCACAAGCGCGGACCGCCGCUGUCGCGAGUGUUUGCGGUAGAUGUGCACGAUGUCGACAGCGACAAGUUCCAGGACUCUCAAAACGCCGGGCCUAUGGAAGCACAAUCUGCGAACGAGUUCCCCGACCGCAUUCCGUUUAGCGAAAGCGCCUGGUCGGUGGCCAUUGGCAUUCUCUCUGUUGGUGGCCUCAUUGGAGCUCUGAUUUCGGGCGCAAUCGCGACAGAAUCGGGCGACGCAACGCGCUGCGGCGUGGCAUCAGGAGUGGCCACCAUAUAUGUCGGCGAGAUUGCGCCCAUUCGGUGGAGGGGAUUCUAUGGCACGUUUUUCCAACUCGCCUUGGUGCUCGGCAUCCUCAUUGCGCAGCUGGUCGCCAUGUAUGUUACAACUGGACUGCAAUGGCGCAUUGUCGUGGCGCUACCCGGUGUGUUAUCUGUUGUUCAGAUUGCGCUGCUCCCGCUGCAUGUUGAGUCUCCAAUUUACCUGAUUAAGGCCCGCCAUGUUAACGAGGCCCGCCAUGCACUGCUCAAGUUGCGUCGCGGCUUUGAUGUGUCCACAGAGUGGCAGGAGGGCUUGGCUUCGCUUGACAGCGGCGAGGCCGACACGUACAGCAUCUCUGUUGUUGCCCGAGAAUCGCCUGUUCAGAGCGAGCCGCAGUUAGCUAAUGCGGCGCAGAACGACAGCAAUGCCACGAUGAAGUAUAUUGCGGCACAGACCCAGCAGCUAGCCAAGAUCUCCCCCUCCGGAUCUGCUUCUAAUCCAGAUAACUCCUCGCCGACCGUUUCGACAUUGGCCGCGCCAGAGGCCAGGUUUAUUCCGCCGAUCAGCAUAUGGCACAUUGUAUGUGGCCGCACCCGCGACGAUCUCAGACACCUGGUUGCAUGCAGCUCGGUGCUCAUGGCGCUCCAGCAGAUGGCUGGAAUUGCAACCAUCUUGUUUGGCGGCAACGAGAUGGCCAACGCAGUCUUUUAUCCGGAAUUCCCUUUGAGCGCGCCUUGGACAUGCAUCCUCAUUUGCCUUACUGCCCUGCCGGCCAUCUUCCUCUGCAUCCUGUUGGUAGAUAAACUGGGCCGCCGGCCAUUGCUUCUGGGCAGUCUCGGUGGAAUGGCGAUUUGCAGCAUCCUGGCAGCCAUAGGCAUGAUCUUUAAUAUCGGUGCGUUGAUCAUUGCGGGCGUAUUCGUGUGCUACUUUAUGUUCAAUUUCGGUCUGGGAACUAUCCCUUGGUUUUUUGUCUCCGAGAGCGUGCCCGCGUAUGCCCUGGGGGCUACCACGGUGCUGGGUUGCUCACUGAACUGGGUGCUGGCCACUAUCCUUGCACCAAGUAUCAUUUCGGGGCGCAACCCCAUUGCCUACUCCGCCAGCAACCCCAUCGUCCUGUUCAUAGUCCAGCUCCUGAUCAUCAUAAGCGUCUGUCGGUUCCUCCACCUAUUCCUCAAGCGGCUCAACCAACCAACAGUCAUCUCUGAAAUCAUCGGCGGCAUUCUUCUCGGACCCACAGUGCUAGGCCGCUGGAAAGCAUUUACAGCCAACGUCUUUCCAUCGGAGUCCCUAGUCAACCUCAAUCUCAUGGCGAACUUUGGCCUGAUCAUGUUUCUGUUCAUCAUCGGGCUGGAGCUGGACCCACGGAUCCUCAAGCGCAACAUCCGACGCAGCAUCAUGAUCAGCGUAGCCGGCAUGGCGCUGCCCUUUGCCUUGGGUGUAGCAACAAGCUACGCCCUCUACCACGUGCUGCUGAACAACGAGGGCCGGUUCCACAUAUUUAUGCUGUUUCUGGGCGUCGCCAUGGCGAUUACAGCGUUCCCCGUGCUGGCGCGCAUCCUGACCGAGCUCAAUCUCCUCAAGACCAUCGUCGGCCAUCGACGACGUCGUCUCAUGGUGCAUGCUGGCCUGGUCAUCGCAUUGACAAACAACUCUACAGGACUGACCGCGCUCUGGGUGCUUCUGGUGGGCGCCGGCUGGACACUCUUCAUUGUCUUCGCCGUGCGGCCAGCCUACCUGUGGUACCUUCGACGCGUCGGCUGCCUGCGGGGUCGCGAGCCCUCGCAGUUUGUCCUGUUCCUGACGUUCGUGCUAGUCCUGGUGUCUGCAUUCUUCACAGACGCCAUCGGCAUCCACGCGAUUUUCGGUGCAUUCAUCGUUGGUGCCAUUGUGCCUCACGACGGCGGGUUCGCAGUCAAAGUAACCGAGAAGAUCGAGGACGUCACCAACAUGUCAUCGCUUGACGACGGCAAAACUUGGGGGCUGCUGAUCCUCGUCUGCUCCGUGGCGUUCAUUGGCAAAACUGGCGGAUGCUCGGUGGCGGCGCGGCUUAGCGGGUUCUCGUGGCGCGAGGCUCUGACAAUCGGCGUCCUGAUGGACUGCAAGGGCCUGGUCGAGCUUAUUGUGCUGAACAUUGGGCUGCAGGCCGGCGUCAUCGACACGCGGAUCUUCUCCAUGAUGGUGGUCAUGGCGCUGGUAACCACCAUCAUCACGGCGCCGCUGGUCGCCUGGCUGUACCCGCCCCACCGCCAGACGCGGCGCCGCGGCCCGCAAGCAGACAGCCCCAUGCACGUGCUCGUUGUGUUCAGCCAGCUGGCACAGGUGCCGGCAAUCAUGACGCUGCUCGGCCACCUGCACCGGCACCAAAAAAACCAGCAGCAAAGCCACCGGCCGCUGCGCGUCUUCGGGCUGCGGCUCCUAGAGCUGACCGGCCGAGACUCGUCGAUCAUGCAGCAGUACGAGUCCGAGCUGCUCGCGGCCAACGACCCCGUGCUGUCGACGUUUCGCGCGUUCGCGCGCAUCGUGCAGAUGCCCUUCGACGCGUCCCUGGCGUACAGAGACCGCGAGCGCUUUGUCGACUGCGUCUUGGAAAAUGCGCGCGACGCCGGCGCUGAGAUGACCGUGGUGUCGGCUUUCGGGCGCAACAGCAGCACCAAGGGCGGGCCGCCAGCGGUUGUGCCCGGGUGGUUCGAGGGCAUGGGCUGGGGGUUCACGGCGGAGCAGCAGGCCGAGUUUAUCGCCGCGCUGUUCGCCAGGGCGCAGGGCACCGUCGGCGUCUUCAUCGACUGCAGCGGCACCGACGGGGCUGAGGGAGCCGGCCGAGCCGACGGGGCCGGCCGAGCCAGCGCCAGCGCCAGCACCACGGGCGCGGCACCAAUGCGGGAGGAGCCGCUGGUGGUUGUUCCGUUCUUUGGCGGCGCCGAUGACCGCCAGGCGCUGCGGCUGGCAUCCGACCUGUGCACACACGCGGGCGUGCGCCUGCUCGUCUGGCGCUUCGGAGGACCGGUUCCCGCGCGGCCCGCGCCAGCGUUUGUGCGCAGCAGCCGGUCGGAUCUGCUGCUGAACCGGGCCGCCACGCGCGUCGAUGAUGAAGGCGGCGCGGCGCUUAAGGACGAGGCAGAGGAGCGCAGCAAGGAUGCCGCAUUUCUUGCUGCGACGCUGGACCCACGCGCUGCCGCGAGCAGGCGCUGGACCAGGCUGGACCAGGCGCUGGGUGUUGUGCCCACGGCGCACUCGGCGUCGGCGGAGCCGCCCGGCGGCGGACUGCGUCUGCGGCCACUGAGCCAAGCAAAGGACGCCGGGCCAUCGCCAUCCGCCGAAGCUGCUGCUGGUGGCGGGCCGCGCGCCACGCGGUUCCCCAAUGCGACCAUCGAGACCAUCGUCACGGGGACGCCUCUGCAGACGCUGCUGCUGCGCGCGCGCCAGCUGUCCUCCGCCGACCUCAUUGUGUGCGGGCGCUCGGUGCGCGGCGGCCUGGCGUAUCACAACAACGAGCAGGAGCUCCUCGAGCGGCAGCGCGCGCUGGGCACGGUCACGGAGUACCUGCUUGGCUUCGGCGCCGACGCCGGCAUCCUCGUAGUGCAAGGCUGGCAAGAGGCACCUUCUACAAAGGCUUGA
This is a messenger RNA of Kickxella alabastrina, 3924 nucleotides long. Its product is annotated as Sodium/hydrogen exchanger family-domain-containing protein. NCBI's taxonomy places the organism in Eukaryota, Fungi, Kickxellomycota, Kickxellomycetes, Kickxellales, Kickxellaceae. Gene Ontology annotation, cellular component: membrane. The coding region runs from base 1 to 3924 and encodes 1307 amino acids. The transcript is spliced from 10 exons. The record is from RefSeq and is a predicted model, not a curated record. Gene Ontology annotation, biological process: proton transmembrane transport. Gene Ontology annotation, molecular function: antiporter activity.